AUGUUUGAAGUAGCUUUCGAAUACAGGAACGCAGCGGCGCAUGAAGGAGAUCUGCUGCAGAGGGCACGUGUUGAUUUUGCUCACCAUGAGGAAGAAGACAUCGUUGACGCGGAUGAAGCAGUACGUGUGGCCCUGCUCCUCAAACACGGGGGUUAUGCGGAACUCCUCCUCGUCCAGCACGCGUCGCUGAAAGACGGCUGGUGGGUUCUGCGCAAUAUCGCCGCGGUACGAGCGGCAGAUGAUCGGGGUGCCCUUGCUAUCGAGAAUGUAAAACACCGACGCCAUUUUGCGAUGUGA
Messenger RNA from Trypanosoma grayi, 297 nucleotides. RefSeq lists its product as hypothetical. The record is from RefSeq and is a predicted model, not a curated record. Lineage: Eukaryota; Euglenozoa; Kinetoplastea; Trypanosomatida; Trypanosomatidae. The transcript has a single exon. Bases 1 to 297 code for a protein of 98 amino acids.